AUGUCUGAUCAAGACAGUAAUCCGAACAAAUACAGUAAACUGCGAAGUAUCUACAAAUACUACAUUGAUUCAUACGAUGCAUUGUAUCAGUUGAAAACGGAAAAAGAAGAAGAUUUAAACUCGAUUUACAAAAUGAUCAAAACGAAUUUGAUUGAUUCAAAGAAAUGUCUUCCCCAAAUUAUAAUAAAAGAUAUUUUGGAUAUCAUUCCGUAUAAUAAUCGCUAUACAAAGUCAUAUUUAUAUCUUGCCAAACUCGUAUCAGAUGAUUAUCAAAUCAAAGAGGUCGACAAUGUUGAACUUGUUUCAAACUUUUUGUUUUACAAAGAAUAUGACAUUAAAUUAGACAAGUCUGCUAAUUUCGAAAAAAAUGAUUUAGAAAAUCUCGACCUUCUUAAAGAAAAUACAAUUUACAGAGCAAUUAUGAAUAAUGACUUAGAAGUAUUCAUUUCAUUCACUGAAAGGGAAGAAUUUGAUGAAAAUCAAAAACUUAGAAGUAGUUUAUAUCCAUAUUUUUACUAUGGAUACUACUUACUUGAAUUAUGUUGCUAUCAUGGAGCAGUUGAUUGUUUCAAGUUCUUAAUAACUAAAUUUAACUCGGAGAUAACAAAAAGAUGUCUCAGAUUUUCAUUUUUGGGAAGAAAUCAAGAGAUAAUGAGUGAAUGUUUGAAACAACAAGAACCAGAUAAAGAAUGCAUGAAAUAUGCAAUUAUUUCACAUAACAUUGAUUUUGUAACCUUCUUAGUGAAUGAGUACAUCAUGAGUAUCGACUUAUCUGCUUGCAAAAAAUAUAAUAAUCUUGAUUCAUUUUUAGUUUUUUACGAUCAAACUAAUCUUUUAAUCAGCUGCUUGAUUUUUUCAACGAUGUUUAAUAUUCCAUCCCUUUGCGAAUAUUUCCUUUCAUUAGGUGUAGAUAUCAAUAAAAACUUUUAG
This is a messenger RNA of Trichomonas vaginalis G3, 930 nucleotides long. Its product is annotated as protein of unknown function (DUF3447). Lineage: Eukaryota; Parabasalia; Trichomonadida; Trichomonadidae. The transcript has a single exon. The record is from RefSeq and is a predicted model, not a curated record. The coding region runs from base 1 to 930 and encodes 309 amino acids.